Molecule: messenger RNA, 4986 nt
Organism: Pseudoliparis swirei
Lineage: Eukaryota; Metazoa; Chordata; Actinopteri; Perciformes; Liparidae
Product: dnaJ homolog subfamily C member 16-like
Exons: 14
Coding region: 1137-3545 (802 amino acids)
Source: RefSeq, a predicted model, not a curated record
UAAAAAACUGUUCCUAGCCACUAUCCUAGUGGUGUCAGGUAGUUUGUUCCACAUUUACCAGCAAGCCAUUACAAUAAUGCACAAAUAAUCUUUAUAAUGCCCAGAUCGACACAGCCGUCUCACCUUUAUUUCGUCGAUCAUGUCUUGGGUAAAGACUCCUUUUUCAAGGAGGCCAUCACAGAGGUCCGAUGGGUCCAAGUCUCUCACGAGAUUAGUCCUGUUGCUCUGAAGAAUCUUCUUGUGGAGGUCCUCCAUUCUCAGUUCAAUAAUAACGCCCUCAGUGGAGGGAGACAGGAGAGUAACGUGAACAUGAGAACCGUGACUACACUGCAGAUGCUGUCGUUAUCUUAAAACGCUGCCACUCAUUUGCGAAAGGGACAUGGGACAUUGUUCCUGUACAAAUGUGAUACGUUUAUGUCUCAUUUAUUGUAUCUGCGGUCGGCUUGCGUUCGCCAUUUCCUUGUUUACAUCACCGUUGUCUGUGAUUGGUCCACUGAGAAAGGACGAGACAGAAAAAAAAACAGGGUGCGUUUGAUUUCUCUUACUGCACGCCACAAUCCACGUAGACUACAUAAAUGCAGGUGCUACGAACAAUAAACCAAACACACAGACACACACAGACACACACAAUAAGCAUUAUGAAGGCACUAAAUACUCAAUCUCCCGCAAUGACUUUCGCCACUGGGCGCCUCCCCCAUCAGCAGCGGCGGUUUGUGACUUCGCGCCGGAGGAGCUGCGGGAUGCUGCCGAACACACCCCGUGUGCCCUCCGCUCAUCUCUUCACAUCAGCGGGAACCAACAGGCUGAAGAACAUGGACAUCGUCUCCAGAUGUGAUGCGUAGUGCUGGCGGACUGCAUCUGCUUGAGGUAAACCUACUACUGCUUUGUUGAGGUUAAUACACUCAACAACGUAACUACGGUUUAAAAUGACGUUCAUGGUUCAGCCUCGUGAUGUCAGCAGGAUUUAACGUCUGUUCGCUGCGGUACUUAGCGGACAUAUUUUACCUAGCUUCUGUAGUCAGCGUGCUGUAGUGUCACUGUGUCUCAUCUUUGACGUAGGUGCGGAGGAAAGUCGACUGUGUCGGCCGAGUUUAAACACUGUGUCGAGAAUAAAGGUCCGAGCAUCCUCUAACGUGAUGGCGAUUCUUCUAGUGGUGUGUUCAAAGGUUUCCGUGAUGGCAGCAUCCCGGAUGUCUGUGCCGCUGGCUGUGGUGGUGGUCCUCUCCGUGCUGCUCACAGGAGCAGCACACGCCGGGCCCGAGAUGGACCCGUACAAGAUCCUGGGAGUGACCAGGAGCGCCAGCCUGGCCGAGAUCAAGAAGGUCUACAAGCGCCUCGCGAAAGAAUGGCAUCCGGACAAAAACAAAAAUCCAGGUGCCGAGGACAUGUUCAUCAAGAUUACAAAAUCUUAUGAGAUUCUGUCCAGUGAGGACAAGCGAGCCAAUUACGACCGCUACGGGCAGACUGACGACACCCAGCCGUAUGGCGGUGGCCGAUAUGGUCACCCCCACGACAGCUUCUACUUCGACGAGUCCUUCUACAACUUCCCCUUCAACAGCAAGAACUCAAGGGACUUUGCGGACAACAAGUACACGCUGCACUUCAACCAGUACGUCAACGACGUGGUGCCCGACAGCUACAAGAGGCCGUACCUGAUAAAGAUCACCUCCGACUGGUGCUUCAGCUGCAUCCACAUCGAGCCUGUGUGGAAAGAGGUGGUGCAGGAGAUGGAGACUCUAGGUGUUGGGAUCAGAGUGGUGGAUGUUGGCUAUGAGAGGCGGUUAGCCAAUCACCUCGGGGCCCAUCGCACGCCAUCGAUACUUGGAGUCAUCAACGGCAAAGUCACGUUCUUCCAUUACGCCGUAGCAAAGGAGCACAUCAGGCAGUUUGUGGAGGACCUUCUUCCUCAGAGACUAGUGGAAUGGGUCACAGACAAGAACAACCUGCAGUUCCUGAGCAGCUGGCACAAGCUCAACAAGCCGCACGUGCUUUUGUUCGACCAAGUGCCCGUCGUUCCUCUGCUUUACAAACUGACGGCGUUCGCUUAUAAGGACUACUUGCAGUUUGGCUAUGUGGACCAGGGCCUUUCAGAGACAGCUGAUCUGCAGAAACAGUUUAAUAUUAACACUUACGCUCCGACCAUGUUGGUUUUCAAGGAGAGGAUCGACAAGCCCGCUGACAUCAUUCAGGCAAAAGGAAUGAAAAAGCUAAUUAUUGAUGAGUUCAUGUCGAACAACAGAUUUCUUCUUGUGCCACGGCUGGUCAACCAGAAGCUCUUUGAUGAGCUCUGUCCCGUCAAGCAGUUCCACAGACGCAGAAAAUACUGUGUCCUGCUGAUCACAGGUGACGAAGAGACCUUUUCUUUUGGGAAUGAUGCGUUUCUCUUGUUUGCCUCGACCAAUACCAAGGAAGUUGUGAGAUUUGGUUAUGUGUACCAACGGCAACAGCAACCUCUUUGUGACAUCUUCACACAGAACAAGGACAGUGAAGAGUCUUCAGCACAGGUGGUGAUCCUUGAGAGGCGUAAUGCUGCAGGGAAGGCCUUGUUCAAGCCAGUGACCGCCUGGAACGGCAGCAAGGAAGACAAUCAGUGUCUUCUGGAGGAGCUGGAGCGAUUGCAGAAGGACCCGUCCAUCCUCGUCCACGACGCCGUGCUGCCCGAGCUUAACAAUGAGUUUGCCUCUAUGUUCGUAAUUCGAUGGAUCUAUGCAUCAUACGAUUACCUCUCUGAAGUCAUUGAUGAUAUUCUGCACAACAACUGGCGUGACAUGAUGCCUCUUCUGUCCCUCAUCUUCUCUGCCUUGUUCAUCUUGUUUGGGACUGUGGUCAUCCAGGCCUUCAGUGACUCGAGUGAAGACAAGCAUACUAAUCCAAGGGGAAAGGAUGGAACAAAAGCCGAAAAUGGGUCACCAGGGACCGGUAGUGCUUCCAGUCGGCUUCCCAAAAAAAACUUUGUGGAGGUGACGGAGCUGACGAAUAUCACUUACAUAAGCAACCUGGUAAAGCUGCGUCCGGGACACAUGAACAUAGUGCUGGUGCUCACUGACGCCUCCAAGAACAUCCUCCUCAGCAAGUUCGCCAAAGAGGUCUACACGUUCACGGGGAGCCUGACACUGCAUUUCUCCUUCCUGAAUAUUGACAAGCAUGGCGAGUGGAUGAACACGCUGCUGGAAUACGCCCAGGACGCCAUGCAGAUCGACGAGGACGACGGGGGGAGUCACAAGAUGGACUACACCGGUUUUGUGCUGGCACUUAACGGCCACAAGAAGUACCUCUGUCUAUUUCGGCCCGUCUACACUGGGGAAGACCCAGAUGGCAAGUCCUCCGAGGACGAAGGGGGCAGUGCCGUGGGGAGGUCCAGGUCCGGCUUCCGCGACGACCAUCCGCCGCGCAGAUCCAAACGAUCUCGCAGCUUGUCCACCCUGCAGAUCCAUCACAAACUGGACCGCCUGGGAUUGUGGAUGGAGAGGCUCAUGGAGGGCACCCUGCCUCGCUACUACAUCCCCACGUGGCCAGGACUGGACAAAAUAACCCCCAGUAAAUAGAUGGAGGCAGGUUCUGCCCACGUUUUACACAUGAUGUAUUGGAUAGCCACAGAUGUCUUUUUAAAGUUAGGACAACAUUCCAAAUUAGUGCAACUACUGUAGGACAGGUCCUUUAGCCAACCCCUCUGGCACGCAUCGCAUGCAACUGUUGCUCGUCAUACUUUAUUCACGCAAAUUCUGCAGCUGCUGCUACGGAGUUGUGAAGAGAAAAACUAAAUCACUGUGGCCACCUGAACUCUCCUGCCUUUAUGACCAUCUCUCACACACACACACACACAUACAAUACUGUGACUAGAGAAACAUGUCUCUACUAACACUGAAUGUUUCGCCUUUUCAUGCAUCUCAGCCCAAUUUCUCCUUCACUUCAGUUCCAGAGGAGGCUGACGUGCCCGUUACGGCGUCCUCAGCGCUGUGAUGACGAAGGCCUCGGCCCAUUUAACAACCUCAGUUAGCUGGUAGCUUUAUGUAGCAACUAUUACGAUCAGGCUUGUCCAUUUCAUUACCUGAAUGCUUCCCAAAUGGCCACGAUCGACUGAUGCACCACCAUGAUGUAAUGGGGAUGUAAGUCAAAGUUUGUGUGUGCUUGCUUGGGUUAUUAAUUCCUUAACACAGUGUAAAAACAAAAAAACGUCCUUCAUUAAGUUGUUGGUGCAAUGUGAUGUAAAUAUUGUACAUAUUCAUGUCAUCUAUGGGACCUGUAUUUUAAAAGAGUAUGUAAUUUAAAGGAUUAGGUGAAAGUUUACAUGGAUUUAUCAAAAAUGCUGUAGUUAUGUUUUCACUAAGACUUUCUUUUACAUGCUAGUGUAUGAAAAAAAAGGUGUCUGUUUAUUUCAGAUGUUUCAGUUGGUCUUCAGUGGUGCAUUUAUCCUCCUGUUGGUUGUAAUAAAAUGCUUUAUGUUUGUUAUGUUAUGUUUGCAGAAUGGUACUUUCUUACCAGCUGAUGGCAUUUGACCAGAAAUAACAUGUGCAAAGUACAUGUGGUGACACCUCCACUAAUUGCAUUUAAAAAGGUUUAAUAUCAAUAACAUUGAGGACGACUCUAUUGUAAAACUUUACCCAUUGCCUCAAAGCCUAAUGUUCUGUUAUUUACAAUAAAAUAAUACAGUUUACACCGACAGGGAACAGCAGCCACGUCAUAAGUUGUGUGUGUGUGUGUUCAAGGCAUUCCAAAAUAAUUUGUCUGUCUAACCCUCUAAAAGUCUAAUUUGUUUUUUAUGUUUAAUUGAUGUAUCAUUGCCCUGUGUUCUUUGUUUAUUGUUAUGCACCUUUAACCAGGUCAAAUUCCUUGUUUGUGUAAUAAACCGUUCCGAGUCUGAUUUGAGCAACAUAACUUAUAUUUCAAGUAUAUAUAUAUAUAUAUGGUCUCCUGUCCCGCCCUACGUCCUUAACACAAGUUCGAGUCAAAAUAUUCUUCAAUAAAUGUGUCAAUACAUUACUUUCA